GCCGCGCCGCGCCCGCGCCUGCGCCCGGCCCGCUCCCGCCGCGGCGCAUCCUCGCCCGCGCCCCGGCCCCGGCCCCGCGGCGUCCUGCUCUCCUCCCGGCGGGCGCCGGCCAUGCGGCUGCGGACGCGCGGGCCUCGGGCCGUCCCCACCUCCGCCUCCGGUGCGGGGGCCGGCGACGCGCCGCGCUUGGCGCCCCCGGGGCGGAACCCUUUCGUGCACGAGCUGCGCCUCGACGCUCUGCAGAAGGCCCAGGUGGUCUUCAUGACGCUGACGCUCUUCCCCAUCCGGCUCCUGUGCGCGGCCUUUAUGAUGUUGCUGGCCUGGCCCUUUGCGCUGCUGGCUUCUCUGGGACCUGCCGACCAGGAGCCUGAGCGGCCUCUGGCCUUGUGGCGUAGGGCUGUGGACCUCCUGCUCAGGGCCAUCAUGCGGGCCAUGUGGUUCGCCGGCGGCUUCCACUGGGUGACCGUGAAGGGGCGGCAGGCGCUGCCCUCCGAGGCAGCUGUCUUCACGCUCGCCCCCCACUCCUCCUACUUUGAUGCUAUUCCCGUCACCAUGACGAUGUCGUCCAUCGUGAUGAAGGCUGAGAGCAGGGACAUCCCGAUCUGGGGAACUCUGAUCAGGUACAUCCGGCCAGUGUUCGUGUCCCGCGCUGACCAGGACUCUCGCAGGAAGACGGUGGAGGAGAUCAAGCGGCGGGCGCAGUCCAAAGGGAUAUGGCCCCAGAUCAUGAUUUUCCCAGAAGGCACCUGCACCAAUAGGACCUGCCUCAUCACCUUCAAGCCUGGUGCCUUCAUUCCUGGGGUCCCCGUGCAGCCCGUGGUCCUGCGCUACCCAAACAGGCUGGACACCAUCACGUGGACGUGGCAGGGGCCUGGAGCGUUGAAAAUCCUGUGGCUGACGCUGUGCCAGUUCCAUAAUCGGGUAGAGAUUGAGUUCCUGCCAGUGUACAACCCCUCGGAGGAGGAGAAGCGGGACCCCGCGCUGUUCGCUAGCAACGUGCGGCGCAUUAUGGCAGAGGCCCUGGGUGUUGCUGUGACUGACUACACCUUUGAGGACUGCCAGCUGGCCCUCGCUGAGGGGCACCUGAGGCUGCCGGCCGACACCUGCCUGUUGGAGUUUGCACGGCUGGUGCGGGGCCUGGGGCUGAAGCCCGAGAAACUGGAGCUGUGCAGGUACGCAGGGCGCGCCCAGCAACAGGGGCCCAAUAAGGUCAACCUGGCGCAGUUCGCCAAGUGCCUGGAGGUGGCCGUGUCGCCAGCGCUAGAGGACCUGUUCGCGCUGUUUGAUGAGGGCGGGGCCGGCGAGGUGGACCUGCGUGAGUACGUGGUCGCCCUGUCAGUGGUCUGCAGGCCAUCCCAGACCCUGGACACCAUGCAGCUGGCCUUCCAGGUGUACGGCUCGCAGGAGGACGGCAGCAUAGAUGAGGACGCCCUGGGCAGCAUCCUCAAGACCGCGCUGGGCGUGGCAGAGCUCGAUGUGGCUGAGCUGUUCCAGGCCAUCGAUGCCAACAGCAAGGGCAGGAUCGUGUUUGCUGACUUCCGCAGGUUCGCUGAGGCACACCCCGACUUUGCCAAGGAGUACCUGUCCACCGUGCGGGCAUCCCCAGAUGGCUGCUUGCUUGCUGUGCCCGUGCCCACACCCAAUGGUUUCUGCGCUGACUUCAGCCCGGCCAGCACGUACCCGGGGCCAAGGCCACUCUCCAAGAAGCGGGACUAAGGGGACUUGGGAGCCGUGUGGCCCUCACAGGCUGCAGCCCAACGUUUUUUAAUCUACAGAGACAGUUUUCUAUGUCACUUCCUGUUGGGGCAGGACCGCCCCUUUUCAGAUCCACUUUUCUACAGAGGCACUCCC
Ochotona princeps (American pika) is the source of this 1851-nucleotide messenger RNA. It is a transcript of the gene LPCAT1, whose product is annotated as lysophosphatidylcholine acyltransferase 1. Gene Ontology annotation, molecular function: calcium ion binding. The record is from RefSeq and is a predicted model, not a curated record. Lineage: Eukaryota; Metazoa; Chordata; Mammalia; Lagomorpha; Ochotonidae. Bases 112 to 1716 code for a protein of 534 amino acids. The transcript has 14 exons.